AAGUAGCCUGUCUUAUACCGGUAUGAUCGAAAACUGUACGGUUUUAAACGAAAGACCAUAGUUUGAUAAUCUGUGCGAAAGACACGUCAGUUUUUACUCAUUAAAAUGUUGACAUUGGUUUUUUGGCUGUUUUAGGUUAAAGCGAGCGGAAAAAAACUCCAGUUUUGCCUUUGUGCUUCGCAAUGACUAAGGGAGUAUUUUUGGCGGGGCUGGUGCUGCUGGCAGCCACAAGUACUACAUUGGCUGUGGAUAAGAACAACUUUAAAACAUGCGAACAAAGCAGCUUUUGCAGGCGUUUGAGAAAAUACGAAGAAGGCGCAAGCCCCUAUCGUCUCGACUUUACCAAUGUGAAAAAAGAGGGCAGUACUAUUGAGUUCGGUCUGAUCAACAAAGAAUUUCCUACAGUCCAGCUGAAGCUCGUUCUGCAAGGAAUUAGUCACGACAUCUUCCGAGUGACGGUGGAUGAAGUGAAUGGGCUGUAUCAUCGCUACAUACCGCGAGUGGCUCUCAACGGAGAUCCUGAGCCCGCAACAUUAACUAUUCAGGAACAAACGGACAAUUCAAUGACGGUAAAGGCCGAAAGCCAAAAAGUUGUGAUUACCGCGGAUCCUUUAAAGUUGGAGUUUUACUACGGGGACGAGGUGCAAACAGUGGUCAAUGCCAGGGGAUUGUUUGCUUUUGAACAUUACCGCAAUAAACCAGCCGAUGGGGAAGUAGAUGUGCAAAUUAAGGACGACCCGGGCGCUUGGGAGGAAAACUUCAAGUCCCACCACGACAGCAAACCCAGAGGACCCUCUGCUAUAGCUGCCGAUUUUACUUUUCCUGGAGCGGUGCGCGCCUACGGUCUUCCUGAGCACGCCGAUCGUCUGUCGCUGAGAACAACAGGCAAAGGCGGUUUGGAUCCUUACCGAUUAUACAACUUGGAUGUCUUUGAGUAUGAGCUCGACAGCACUAUGGCGCUCUAUGGAGCUGUGCCUCUAGUUUAUGCACAUAGCCUCAAACAUACUGCGGGCGUCUUCUGGCAUAAUGCGGCGGAAACUUGGGUGGACGUGAACAACAGCAAAGACGCCAAUGUGGUCUCGUCGUUGGUGAAUCUGGUGAGCGGCUCUAAAAACGAAGCUAAAGUCGAUGUUCGCUUCAUGAGUGAAAGUGGCGUCAUGGACUUUUUUGUGAUCGUGGCAGCUAAUCCUGGUGAAGUUACCAGAAUGUACUCCUAUUUGACUGGAUCCCACAAUCUUCCCCAGCUUUUCGCCUUGGGUUACCAUCAAUCGCGUUGGAACUACAAUGAUCAGGAUGAUGUGACUAACGUGGUGGCGAAUUUCGAUGCCCAUAAUUUGCCUGUGGACGUCAUGUGGCUGGAUAUUGAAUACACCAAUGGUAAAAAGUACUUCACUUGGGAUCCUGUCAAGUUCUCCAACCCUCAAGAAAUGGUCAACAACUUGACCAGCACUGGCAGGAAGCUGGUGGUCAUUAUUGACCCUCACAUCAAGCGAGAGAGCGGCUAUUUUGUGCAUGAAGACGCGCUGGAGAAAGACUUGUAUGUGAAGAACAAAGAUGGAAGUGUCUAUGAAGGCUGGUGUUGGCCGGGAUCUUCGUCCUACUUGGACUUUUACAAACCCGAAGCUUCGGAGUACUAUAAAAAUGCCUACAGUGUUGAGGUCUUCAAAGGAACGAGCGAUAAUGUUUGGCUGUGGAACGACAUGAAUGAGCCUUCAGUUUUUAAUGGGCCUGAAGUGACCAUGCCAAAGGACCUGAUACAUUAUGGAGAUUGGGAACAUCGGGAUAUCCACAACGAAUAUCCACUGGCUCAUAUACGAGACACGUACCACGGAUUGCUGAGCAGAUCUCCCAAUCUAAGGCCGUUUAUCCUCACCCGAGGGCAUUUCUCUGGCUCGCAACGGUUUGCAGCCAUGUGGACGGGCGAUAAUGAUGCGAAAUGGUCGCAUUUAGCCAUCAGUUUGCCGAUGUGUCUUUCUGAAGCGUUAGGAGGUAUCAGCUUUUGUGGUGCUGAUGUGGGCGGAUUUUUCAACAACCCUGACCUCGAAUUGCUACAAAGGUGGUACCAGGCGGCGAUUUGGUUGCCGUUUUUCCGCGCUCAUGCCCACAUCGACACCAGACGUCGCGAACCUUACCUGUUUAAUGACGACGUAGUAAAUCGCAUUAGGACGGCCUUAAGGCUGCGAUACGCCCACUUGCCUUUGUGGUACACUCUCUUCUAUGAGCACGAAACGACGAAGGAUGCGGUGAUUCGGCCCUUGAUCUACGAGUUUUCGUCCGACGAGAAGGUUUUGGACAUUGAUAACACUGUGUUGCUAGGCGAUUCAAUCCUGGCUCGUCCAGUAACUGAAUCAGGGGUUUCGUCAGUUGAAGUCUAUCUACCAGGUAAAGUUGAUUCCAGAUGGUAUAACUUGGAAGACUUCCGCUUAUAUCUUGCGGGAAGUCACAACAUUCCAGUUACGUUGGACAGUCAUGUGGUGUUCUACAAGGGCGGAAGCAUCAUUCCACGCAAAGACAGGCCGCGUCGAUCAUCCACAGUGAUGCACAACGAUCCGUUCACCCUCUAUGUGGCUCUGGAUCAAUAUCAGACGGCCAGUGGGACGCUUUAUGUUGAUGACUAUCAAAGUUUCAACUAUCGCGAUAACAAGAGCCUGUACAUCAUCAUGCGGUUUGAAAGCAAUAAGCUAACUCUUAAGCGCCACAAGUUGUCGGGCAAACACACAACGAAAGAAUGGGUUGAACGGGUUGUGAUUUUGGGCCCGCCUGCUGGGGUGACCGGGGCCAAUCUGCAGAGCAAGAGUUUAGGCGUCCAGCGCCUGGAAACAUCCUACGACAAAGAGCUUCGCUAUUUAACCAUUAGGAAGCCUGGUGUAUCAGUGAUGGAAAAUUUCACCAUUGAGCUGCUUUUUUGAAAAGUCAACACUAUCAUGAUAGUUAACCAUUUUCCAUUUUCUUAUUUAAUUCAAUAGGCUUAAAGGAGUGUGUACGUUCUACUGUUAUUGAUGGAAGUAAAUCUGGGUUUAACUUCAA
Dendroctonus ponderosae (mountain pine beetle) is the source of this 3027-nucleotide messenger RNA. It is a transcript of the gene GCS2alpha, whose product is annotated as neutral alpha-glucosidase AB. Gene Ontology annotation, molecular function: alpha-glucosidase activity; carbohydrate binding. Gene Ontology annotation, biological process: N-glycan processing; carbohydrate metabolic process. The coding region runs from base 183 to 2909 and encodes 908 amino acids. NCBI's taxonomy places the organism in Eukaryota, Metazoa, Arthropoda, Insecta, Coleoptera, Curculionidae. The transcript is spliced from 16 exons. The record is from RefSeq and is a predicted model, not a curated record.